AUGAAGCAGAACUACCCUGAAAGAUGUCCACAACUAAAAGCAGACAAGCUGGAAACUCUUCAUAAUGCCUGUAGGAAAGGGUGCCUGGGCCUUGUGAGAAGCAUCCUGUCCGGAGGUUUGGUUGACGUCAACAGUAGAGAUGAUAAGUACAAGAUGACACCACUCAUGGUGGCGGCACACGAGGGACAUAGACGAUUAUUUGCCUUUCUUGUAAGAACAGGAGCUAAUGUAUCACUCGUAGAUGGAAACGGGGACAAUGUCCUGCACUUGGCCUGCAGAGGAGGACGUAUGGGUUUUGUAAAGUAUGUAGUCACACAAUGCAGUGUUAAUAUUAACAGUAAGGGAAUGCACGGGUCAACUCCACUGCUGCAGGCUGUAUAUUGUGGACACAGAGACCUGUUGAAGUUCCUCGUGACCAAGGGAGCUAAUUUGUCACACGUGGAUGAUGACGGAGAGAAUAUCCUGCACUGGGCCUGCAGAGGGGGGCAUGUGGAUAUCGUGAAGGAUAUACUCAAACAAUACAAUGUUGGUAUCAAUAGUAGGGAAAAUCACGGAGAGACCCCCCUGAUGAAGGCUGCAUCAGAAGGGCACAUAGGCGUUUUCAAGUUCCUCGUGAGUAAAGGGGCUAAUGUGUCACACGUUGAUGAUAUUGAGCCAACAUACUUCCUUAUGCUUCAAUUUGGGGACAUGCAAACAUGGUUCAGUAUAUCAAAUCACAGGACAUGGUGA
Messenger RNA from Haliotis rubra (blacklip abalone), 729 nucleotides. Its product is annotated as ankyrin repeat, PH and SEC7 domain containing protein secG-like. NCBI's taxonomy places the organism in Eukaryota, Metazoa, Mollusca, Gastropoda, Lepetellida, Haliotidae. The record is from RefSeq and is a predicted model, not a curated record. The coding region runs from base 1 to 729 and encodes 242 amino acids. The transcript has a single exon. Gene Ontology annotation, molecular function: protein binding.